GGGUGGCUAGAAAUAGCCCACUGCUUAUCAAGAGCUGGCUGUCGUGACUCCUGGAGCAGGAGCUGUGUGUGUCUGGCAGGAAAGCUGCACAAGAUUUUCCGACGAGCCGACAAGAACGAUGAUGGGAAGCUGUCAUUUGAGGAGUUCAAGAACUAUUUCGCUGAUGGGAUCCUGAGCUCUGAGGAGCUGUGGGAGUUGUUCAGUGGCAUUGACAGGCGUCAUUCAGACAACGUGGACACAGAGAAGUUGUGCGAUUAUUUCUCUGCGUAUCUUGGAGAAUACAGGAAUGUGCUUUCCGCGCUGGAAGCCCUCAACUCUGCUGUCCUGGCAGCCAUGGACAAAACCAAACUGAGGUAUGAGACCUCCUCGAAGAUGGAACAGUUUCUGACCCGUUUCCUGCUGCGGGAAACCAUGCACCAGCUGCAGUCCCUGCAGGCCUCACUUGAGUGUGCAGUGGACACUGUGGAGGAGCAGGCGGGACAGGAGAGAAAGGACAUAAAGAAAUCAGAGACCUCGGUUGGCCUGAGGUCAGGGAGACGAAGAGGACAGAAGAACGUCUGUCUGUCUCCAACGGACCCCUAUUCUGGGAUGCUAACAACAGGUGUUUGUGUUGAAGACAAUAGCCAGUGGAUGGCACAGAUCAACAGGCUCCAGCAGCUCAUCGAGAAGCUGGAGUGCAAGAGCCCGCGCCUGGAGCCGCUGAAGGAGGAAGCGAUGUGCAAAGGAAGAGAUGCACACAUCCUGGUGGCGAAGAGGCAGAUCUCGGUGGCAACAAGCAGCGUUGAGGAGUUUCGCCAGGCCUUCAGAUCCUACACGGAGGUCACUGCUGGGCAGAGCAGCUGCCUGCACGUGUCCGCCUGCAAGCUGACAGACGAGGCCUGCUUCAUCCUUUACGAGUUCUGGCAGGACGUAACUUCGUGGAGAAGCCACUUGCAGUCCAGCUGCAGCAAGACUUUCCAGCGGGCCAUCGUCAGCUUGCUGGAGUCCCCGGAGCUGCUGACCACCAUGCUCUUCCCAGCCUCCUGGUGGAUCAUGAACAACAACUGACCUGGGCAGCCACUUCCAGGACGCCGUCAGCAUGCAGAAGGAUGCGGAGCCCUCAGCACAGCUGUCACCUUCUGUUGUGUUCGUCACCUCCCUGUCCCCUCCUGCGGUCCAGCAGGGGCUGCCUGCCCCUCAUCCCUGGCAGUGUUUACCAUUUUCCUCAUUUCACGAUAAUUUAUUUAUCCUCUCCACACACAUAAAAGGGUCUCUGUGCUGCGCGGGGGAGCGGGGCACUCCCAGCAGUGCUCGUGGGAGCCAUAUUUGGGUGGCAGCCUUGCUCUCAGGGGGGCGCUGGGCUGGUCGCUGCCUCCCAGCAGCCGUCAGCCCUACUUGCGCACUGGCUCCUCUUCCUCCCCAUGCUCCUCUUCCUCCUGGC
This is a messenger RNA of Egretta garzetta (little egret), 1420 nucleotides long. It is a transcript of the gene NECAB3, whose product is annotated as N-terminal EF-hand calcium binding protein 3. Gene Ontology annotation, molecular function: calcium ion binding. The annotation marks the transcript as partial. Gene Ontology annotation, cellular component: cytoplasm; endoplasmic reticulum; Golgi cis cisterna. The transcript is spliced from 13 exons. The record is from RefSeq and is a predicted model, not a curated record. Gene Ontology annotation, biological process: regulation of amyloid precursor protein biosynthetic process. Lineage: Eukaryota; Metazoa; Chordata; Aves; Pelecaniformes; Ardeidae.